Messenger RNA from Mya arenaria, 1047 nucleotides. RefSeq names its product peptidyl-prolyl cis-trans isomerase-like 3. Bases 66 to 572 code for a protein of 168 amino acids. Gene Ontology annotation, biological process: protein folding; protein peptidyl-prolyl isomerization. Gene Ontology annotation, cellular component: catalytic step 2 spliceosome. The record is from RefSeq and is a predicted model, not a curated record. NCBI's taxonomy places the organism in Eukaryota, Metazoa, Mollusca, Bivalvia, Myida, Myidae. The transcript has 6 exons. Gene Ontology annotation, molecular function: peptidyl-prolyl cis-trans isomerase activity.
UUCAGUUUUGGUUUGUAGUCGGUCAGUUUUAUUUUCACAUUGGUGAUCAGCAAACACUGACAAACAUGUCUGUCACUUUGAAUACUGAUGUCGGAGAGAUUAAGAUUGAGUUGUUUUGUGAACAGGUUCCCAUUGCGUGUGAGAACUUCCUGGCGCUAUGUGCGAGCGACUAUUACAACAAUUGCCUGUUCCACAGGAACAUCAAGGGCUUCAUGGUGCAGACAGGGGACCCUGCAGGCACAGGUAAAGGGGGUUCAAGCAUCUGGGGCCGGAAGUUUGAGGAUGAACUCAGGGAUGGACUUAAGCACAGUGUACGUGGUGUAGUUUCCAUGGCAAACAAUGGGCCAGACACGAAUGGGUCACAAUUCUUCAUCACUUACGGAAAGCAACCACAUCUGGAUAUGAAGUACACUGUGAUAGGAAAAGUAAUAGAUGGUUUUGACUCACUGGAUGAGUUGGAGAAACUGCCUGUCAAUGAGAAACAUCGGCCAGAACGAGAGGUGCGCAUACGAACUGUCACAGUACACGCCAACCCCAUAGCUGAGAAAGACUUUAAGCCCGAUGGGCUCUGAUAAUGGGUGAACAUUAGCAAGAGGAAACUGUGUAUAUUACAAAGUGAAGUGUCGUCAUGAUAGACUAGUGGAUGAUAGCACCAACAAGGAUACAUGUUAUGAAAAUGAAACAAACAACUGUGAUUGUUUGUAAGAAUAUAGUUUACCUAACAAUCAGAAAAGGUCAAGAUACCGGUAGCGUGUUGUUAAAAUAUGGCAUCAACAAAUGAUGCAUGUUACUAAAAGGACAAGAAGUCUGUGCUUUGCUUGACAUUUGUAGGCAUGUGACUAAGAACAGAUUGAGAUAAAUUGUAAAAAGUUGACUAAAAUUAGCCAAGUACCUGUAUACACUGGCAUAAUAGCACAUAAGUAUACAUGUACACUAUAGACAAAAACUACAACAACUGUUUACAUAGUAUCAAGGCAGUCUGUGUUAAGGGCUUGUGAUGAUAUUUUUAAAUAUUGAAACUUUUAAUACAUAGCAAAACUGUUUUCA